AUGGUCAGCUCCUGUUGUGGCUCUGUCUGCUCUGAGGAGGGCUGUGGCCAAGGCUGCUGCCAGCCCAGCUGCUGCCAGCCCAUCUGCUGUAGGCCCACCUGCUGCAGGCCCACCUGCUGUGUGUCCAGCUGCUGCAGACCCAGCUGCUGUCAGUCUGUGUGCUGCCAGCCCACCUGUUGCCGCCCCAGCUGCUGCCGCCCCAGCUGCUGCAUUUCUAGCUGCUGCAGGCCUUCCUGCUGUCGCCCUAGCUGCUGUGUGUCCAGCUGCUGCCGCCCCAGCUGCUGCAACUCCAGUUGCUGCCGCCCCUGCUGUAGCAGUUCCAGUUGCUGUGUGUCCAGCUGUUGCCGCCCCAGCUGCUGCAGGCCUUCCUGCUGCAUUUCUAGCUGCUGCAGGCCUUCAUGCUGCCAACCCAGCUGCUGUCGCCCUAUCUGCUGUGUGUCCAGCUGCUGCAGGCCUCAGUGCUGCAUCUCCAGCUGCUGCCGCCCUACCUGCUGCCAGACCUCCUGCUGCCGCCCAGCAUGUUCUAGCUGUUCUUGCUGCUGA
This is a messenger RNA of Alexandromys fortis (reed vole), 543 nucleotides long. Its product is annotated as keratin-associated protein 4-6-like. The transcript has a single exon. NCBI's taxonomy places the organism in Eukaryota, Metazoa, Chordata, Mammalia, Rodentia, Cricetidae. Bases 1 to 543 code for a protein of 180 amino acids. The record is from RefSeq and is a predicted model, not a curated record. Gene Ontology annotation, cellular component: keratin filament.